AUGGAAAAUGCAACUGUCAAUACUCGGAUGUUCCUGUCAACUAUUUCGGAGGAGGAAGAUAUUCUGUUUGGAAUAAUUUAUACCUUAUUUGGUAUUCUAUCAUUGGUUGGGAACAGUGUUCUCUUGUUUGUAGCGUACAGGAAAAGACAAAUACUCAAACCUGCUGAAUAUUUUGUUGCAAACUUGGCCGUCAGUGACAUUUCGAUGACAGUAACACUAUUACCGCUAGCCAUAUCAUCAAACUUUUCGCACAGGUGGCUGUUUGGUCAGCAAGCCUGUAUGUACUACGGUUUCUGUAGUAUGUUGUUUGGGAUCUGCAGUCUCACUAAUCUGACAGUGUUGAGCACCGUCUGCUGUAUGAAGGUCUGUUUCCCUGCAUAUGGGAACAGAUUUACCCCAGAACAUGCGCGGUUGCUCAUAGGGUGCGUAUGGGGCUACGCUUCUAUAUUUGCCAUUUCGCCCUUGGCAGAGUGGGGUCAAUAUGGACCUGAGCCAUAUGGGACGGCUUGCUGCAUAAAGUGGGCAGCAGCUGAUACAGAAUCCAAGGCAGUGUCCUACAUAAUUGCGCUUUUUGUGUUUUGCUACAUCUUUCCUUCUGUGAUAAUCAUUGCAUCCUAUGCGCUCAUCUUGUUGACUGUAAAAGGAUCAAGAAGAGCAGUCCAACAGCAUAUGUCUGCACAAACCAACACCAGCAAUAUUCACAGUCUAAUUGUAAAGAUGAGCGUUGCCGUGUGCAUCGGGUUCCUGAUAGCAUGGACGCCGUAUGCUUUCAUAGCGAUGUGGGCAGUGUUUGGCAGCACCGAGAGCGUUCCGCCCCUGGCCUUUGCUCUAGCAGCUGCCUUUGCUAAAUCAUCCACGCUGUACAAUCCGCUCAUCUAUCUGCUUUUUAAGCCAAACUUCCGUAAGCUUCUCAGCAAGGACAUCGCAAAGUUAUACAAGCUCUGCCGGGAGCCGUGCAGGUGCUGCGACAUCUCCCCGGCAUCGGCUCGCAAUCGGUCCUCUUUAACUUCCUCCAAAGUGCCGAAUGGAUUGGAAGACGGUCACAGCACUUACAAAACGUGCACCGACACGUUUGAAUGUUUCAGUAACUAUCCGAGAUGCCAACAGAAGGCUCUGGGUUCCGCAGAAUUCACCUCGAAAGGCAGCGCUGUUACGUCAAGUAACAACAGCGGGCGGCACGGAUCCACGAAAAAAAACACGAGGGUUCUGUUAACCGAAAGCCCACGAUAUCAGACUGAAAGUACGGAAGUUACUAUCAAUGCGUUGCCCACCAGUAUUACAAGGGAUCGGAUAUAA
Molecule: messenger RNA, 1296 nt
Organism: Callorhinchus milii (elephant shark)
Lineage: Eukaryota; Metazoa; Chordata; Chondrichthyes; Chimaeriformes; Callorhinchidae
Product: opsin-5-like
Exons: 5
Coding region: 1-1296 (431 amino acids)
Biological process (GO): visual perception; G protein-coupled receptor signaling pathway
Cellular component (GO): membrane
Molecular function (GO): G protein-coupled receptor activity
Source: RefSeq, a predicted model, not a curated record